This is a messenger RNA of Rotaria sordida, 555 nucleotides long. Lineage: Eukaryota; Metazoa; Rotifera; Eurotatoria; Philodinida; Philodinidae. The record is from the annotation of a GenBank genome assembly.
AUGGGUGGUACAUUACCACCUAUAGUUAUGUUUAUAUGUGCUUUAUUCAUUUGGAAAUGUCUCAAAAGAAAAAAUCAACGUAGAAAGAUAAGUAAUAUGGUUAAAUCAAAACAACAAAAAAAUAUUCGUGAUCAACAAGUGUUAAUCAUAUUAUUGGCACAAGUAAUUAUCUUUAUUGUUUCUACAAUUCCAUUCAUGUCGAAUAAUCUAUAUAAAACAUUAACUCGCAACAUAUUGGAUAAAUCUAUCGAUCGUCAAGCAAUUGAGAAUUUUUUACAAGUAAUCACUGAAUUGUUUGUUUAUAUAUUUCCAGCUUCAUCAUUUUACUUAAAUACAUUAGUAUCGCGCACAUUUCGAAGAAAAUUUAUUAUCAUGUUUAAACGCUUUAUUAUUACAUGUUGUCGUCGAAAACAAAAUCGUAUUAGUCCAAUUGCUCAAGCUCGAACGAAUGGUACAAUCCAAGAAAUACCAAUGGCAAUACCUAGAAAAGUUCAAAUAUCAACUCGUAGUGAUCUUAAUAAGUCUAUCCAUGAAGGAGAACAGAACACUGCGUAA